AUGUAUAAUAAGUAUUCUUCGUACGAUUCAAGACCAAGCCCGGGAGGGAAUAAGAGGAGAAGGGAUGAUGAUGAAAGUGAUUUCCAGAGAGGUCGACGGGCCCCUCCACACAUUCAGAAACUCAUUCAAUUGAGGAGAGCAAUUGUUGAAAUUGGAGAACCAUCCAAAUUUAAAAUCUCCGAGGAAAUUCAGAAAUUAGGAAAAGAUUUGGGUGCUUGCGAUACCGAUACGCGCAAUGGUGUGCUCAAUACAAUUCUGGCUGUCGUAAAUGAACAACCACAUAAGAUCCCACUAUUGUCUGGUGCAGUUCAAAUCGCGAACGCAGAAAGCGAGAUUCUCGGGCAAGUUGUGAUAGAAUUGGCUCAGAGUGAAAUCCAGAAAGCCCUCAAUGGAGGUGAACUCAAUAAAGUAAAACUCCUCAUUCGCUUUAUUGCUUCCCUUGCUCCUAUAAUUGAGGGUGAUGGGGUCACCGAGAUUCUGAGUGCCCUUCUUAGCAUAGCAUGCGACCUACAGAACGAGGCAAUUAAUUCGGACAAGGGAAGUAAAAAGUCCCUAGUUGCCGAGGAAUUGUAUGUGGCUGUAUUACUUGCACUUCCAUUUUACGUUGCUGCUGACCCAUUGAAUAUCCCCUACGCUAAUGAGAUCUUAAAGACCUCAACGGAGCGAUUUCAGAUAGGAUCUUUCCAGGCAAUGAACCUGAUAGUACCUUUUUCAAACGGAACAUCCACUAUUGAUGCACCUUAUGUAGCCCAAGAGUUUGUGCGUUUAGUCAAGCAUGCGCUGGAGAACAUACAUAGUGAAUAUUCUGAUCAAUGGAAAACAUCCAAUUUACUUGAUAUUGGGUCAAUUGUUAAAGAAUCUCUCAAUCAGCCUACUGAGAGUGAAGACGACCAGCAGGCUAAAUCUGUAAAGAAACAUCUUUUUGCGGCGGUUCACCUGCCAACACUAGACACAUUCAAGUCCUUCCAACCACGAUUCCCAUACCCCAGAAUCUAUUUUCAAGCUUACUUGCCGUCAGUCUUCGAAACAGUACCGCCCCCCAAUAGUUUAGAGGGUGUCAUUCUUAGAGACAUUGCCACCGAUAUUAUUACAGCUAUGGAUUUUAACAGAAAGGAAGUCACUCGACAGUUGAUUACUCUUGAUCUAUUUUUUGCUGACGGGUGUUUCACAGAACCGGGUAUAUCUUUCGACCGCCUUGAAAAGGUUCGGGAGAGUGGUGAAGAGAAAUCAACCUGGAAAGUCGAAGACGUGGCCCUGGAAGCCGUUUUACAGCACAUUUUUAAUUUACCUUACCAAAGCCACGCACCUGCUUAUUAUUAUACUAUUCUUAUCGAGGCAUGUGUAAUGGCCCCUCAAGCAAUUGCCCCUGUGUUUGGAAGGGCAAUUCGGUUUAUAUAUAAAAAUUUGGAAUCACUAGAUGUUGAGCUAGUAUUUAGAUUCCUUGAUUGGUUUGGCGUACAUUUGAGUAAUUUUAGUUUUACUUGGAAAUGGAAAGAGUGGGAGGCUGAUCUCAAACUGACAGAGAACCAUCCCAAGCAAGUAUUUAUUCGGCAGCUCAUUGAAAAGGAGCUACGACUAAGCUAUCCGGAAAGACUUCGAGAUACACUACCAGAGGAAUUCAAGCCAUUAUUAAGACUAAUUCCUAGUGAACCUAUUUUCAAAUAUUAUGAAGCCGACAGCAAGUACGAGACUGAGGUUCGUCAAUUAGUUGCUGCAUUACGAUCAAAAAAAUCCGACGAAAUCCAAAAUGCGAUUAACGUGUUGCGGGAAAAGGCUCUCGGUGAGAGUGUCGGGGAACAUGCAACAGAGCUUGAUCGCACUUUAAUCGAUAUCUUAGUUACAACUAUAUGCUACCUUGGAAAUCGAUCUCUAAGCCAUUCCAAAAACUGGGUUUCUCAGACUGCUGAGGUUUUGAAGGGCUUUAUCACAUCUUCUGAAGACGAGCUUACUGCUAUUAAAAGCAUUGUUUCAUAUUGGACGGAUCUUCCUCAUGUUGGCAAGUGGGUUAUGAGACAUUUUGUCGAGGCAAAUGUAUUAACUGAUUCGUCAGUUACUGACUAUUUAUUGCAAGGUAACGAGGGCCUGGCUCCCAUAGUAAGCUGUGAUGGAUGGGAGCAAUUUUCCUGGGUUAUGGACAAGUACGAUUCUUCGGAUGAUGUUGCUAUUCAAAAGACCUCGAGGAUUAUAAGUAAGCUAGGGUUACUAUUAGAUCAAAAUAGUGAUGAUAGUGAUGAAUCAUCACAAUGGGCAACCUGGUGGUAUAGAGGUGUUGCAAAAUCCUUAUUUAGAAAGUAUCCCAAACUGUUUACUAAAGCUAGAACUCAAACGGGCACGGUUGAUAAAUUUUUGGAAGAUCUCUUCCCUGCUUUGGACGAGCUAGCGGAGUUGAGCAGCAAAAGUGAUUUGGCUUCCACGUCUUCCGUCGUAGAAAUUAAUGGCGAAGAUCAAACAUUAGCUGACGGGAAGGAACUCGAACCUGAUAUGGCUAAGUCUAACGACAAUAGGCCGCCAGAAGAGCCGGAGCCGAUGGAUAAAGACUAA
Sugiyamaella lignohabitans is the source of this 2541-nucleotide messenger RNA. It is a transcript of the gene STO1, whose product is annotated as Sto1p. NCBI's taxonomy places the organism in Eukaryota, Fungi, Ascomycota, Dipodascomycetes, Dipodascales, Trichomonascaceae. The record is from RefSeq and is a predicted model, not a curated record. Gene Ontology annotation, cellular component: nuclear cap binding complex; nucleus. The transcript has a single exon. Gene Ontology annotation, molecular function: mRNA binding; RNA cap binding. Gene Ontology annotation, biological process: nuclear-transcribed mRNA catabolic process, nonsense-mediated decay; mRNA export from nucleus. Bases 1 to 2541 code for a protein of 846 amino acids.